AACAGGUCUGCUUUUCUGCCAGGUGAUGAGCGCAGCAAUGAGAACAUUGCUCUGACCUCUUUACACACACUGUUUUUGCGUGAGCACAACCGUCUGGCGCGUGCUCUGGCUGAACUCAAUCCUCACUGGGGCGGAGAGAGACUCUAUCAGGAAGCACGCAAGAUCAUGGGAGCAUAUUUCCAGGUUAUCACUUACAGAGAUUACUUACUCCACAUUGUUGGUCCAGACUUUAUUGCCACGCAGUUGUCCGCCUACCCUGGUUAUGAUGAAAACGUGGACCCCAGCAUCUCCAAUGUGUUCGCUACAGCUGCCUACCGAUUCGCUCACCUGAUGGUUCAGCCUUUCAUGUUUCGUCUUAAUGAGCGUUACCAGGAGCACCAUGAAUUCCCCAGCCCGUUGCUGCACAAAGCCUUCUUCACACCAUGGAGAAUCAUCCAUGAAGGUGGUUUGGACCCAAUCAUCAGGGGCUUGGUCGGUCGUAAGGCCAAGCUGAACACACAGGAUCACAUGAUGACUGAUGACUUAAGGGAAAGGCUGUUUAAAUUCUCUACUGAGUUAGCGCUGGAUCUGGCCUCCCUUAACUUACAGAGAGGCAGAGACCACGGGCUACCAGGAUACAACGAAUGGCGCAAGUUUUGUGGCCUGUCACAGCCACGAAAUCGAAGACAGCUGGCAAGAGUGCUGAAAAAUGGUAACCUGGCCAGGAGCCUGCUGGAUCUCUAUGGCAAACCUGACAACAUCGAUGUGUGGGUGGGAGGAGUGGCUGAGCCGUUUGUCCGUGGAGGAAGAGUGGGACCCCUGUUUGCCUGCCUGAUUGCUACUCAGUUCCAGAAUAUCCGCCAGGGAGACCGGUAA
Plectropomus leopardus (leopard coralgrouper) is the source of this 855-nucleotide messenger RNA. Lineage: Eukaryota; Metazoa; Chordata; Actinopteri; Perciformes; Serranidae. The record is from RefSeq and is a predicted model, not a curated record.